GGCAAAACGGAACGCAGGGUAGAACGGAUAAACACGGACAGGAAGAUAAAGAAUAAAAUCGAAACGACAACGUAUACGUAUCAACAGACCAUAUACAAAUGCACGUAGCUUUCUCACUUAAGCCAUUGACAUGAUUCGAACAGUGUGUCUUUUGCUGAUGGCGCUCGGAUGUUAUGCCAAAAUGGUAUGCGUUUGUCCUGAUUACGCCGGACAAAACGUCGGAAUUAACGAAAUACAAUGCCCAUGCGAGAAGAAUUCUCAAUGCAGACAAAGUGCUGACCCCACUAAGCCAUAUGGUUGCUGUCCGAUGAAAAACUGUAAUGGGGAAAUGGAUAAGCACUGCAUGCCGCUGUUAUAUUCUGAGCAUUUCCCUGGAACCUGUCCUCAAAAGGAUGUAACCGAUAUUGCAAGUUGUAAACGGGUGUGCAACAAUGAUUGUGAGUGUAAUGGAGAAGGCGUCAACCUAAUACCACCAGAGGGCACAAAGUACAAAUGCUGCAAGUCUCGAGUAUGUGGUCGUAAGAUCUGCCGUGAAAGUGAGGGCUUCUGAAGUAAAUCAACUUGAUAGAGAAAUCGUGAAAUCUGUACUAUUGUGACAAAAAUAAAGAACAAUGCAUACAUAAUCA
Messenger RNA from Owenia fusiformis, 626 nucleotides. The record is from the annotation of a GenBank genome assembly. Lineage: Eukaryota; Metazoa; Annelida; Polychaeta; Sabellida; Oweniidae.